This is a messenger RNA of Phragmites australis (common reed), 1794 nucleotides long. RefSeq names its product dolabradiene monooxygenase-like. The coding region runs from base 50 to 1570 and encodes 506 amino acids. The record is from RefSeq and is a predicted model, not a curated record. Lineage: Eukaryota; Viridiplantae; Streptophyta; Magnoliopsida; Poales; Poaceae. The transcript is spliced from 2 exons. Gene Ontology annotation, molecular function: oxidoreductase activity, acting on paired donors, with incorporation or reduction of molecular oxygen; heme binding; iron ion binding.
CACACACGCUAAUCUAGCAACGAACCUAAAAACUAAGCAGCUAGCAACUAUGGAAGGCAAGGUGCUCGUCGCCGUCGCCGUGGUCGUGCUGCUCGUCGUCCUCUCCAAGCUCAAGUCAUUGUUCGUCGCGAAGCCGAAGCUUAACCUCCCCCCGGGGCCAUGGACGCUGCCGGUGAUCGGCAGCAUCCACCACCUCAUCACCAACCCAUUGAUCUAUCGCAGACUGCGCGAGCUCGCGCAGAAGCACGGGCCGCUCAUGAUGCUGCGGCUGGGCGAGGUGCCCACGCUGGUGGUGUCGUCGCCGGAGGCCGCGCAGGCGAUCAUGAAGACGCACGAUACCUCGUUCGCUGACCGGUUUACCAAUGCCACUCUCGAUGCGAUCACCUAUAACGCCACCGACUUGGUGUUCGCGCCCUACGGCGAGCGGUGGCGCCAGCUCCGCAAGAUCUGCGUGCUAGAGCUCCUCAGCACCACUCGCGUGCAGUCGUUCCAGCGCAUCCGCGAGGAGGAGGUGGCGCGGUUCAUCCACAACAUCGCCACGUCCGCCGCCGUCGGCUCCUCCGUGGACAUGUCCGAUGGGAUUAACAAGUUCAUCAACGACGCCUUUGUGAGGGCGUGCGUCGGCGGCCGGUGCGAGUACCAGGAAGAGUACCUCGACGCCUUCCACAUGGCGGUUCAGCAGACGUCGGGGCUAACCGUUGCCGACCUCUUCCCGUCGUCUAGGAUCAUGCAAAUGCUCGGCAGGGCACCGCGCAAGGCGCUCGCGGGCCGUGACAGAAUGCAGCGCAUCCUCGAGCAGAUCAUCCAGGAGAAUAAGGAAAGCUUGGACCGCGGCGACAAGACGGCGCAAGAGAGCUUCAUCGGUGUCCUGCUCAGGCUCCAGAAUGAAGGCGGCACGCCCAUCCAGCUCACCAACGACACCAUCUCCUCGCUCAUGUUUGACAUGUUUGGCGCGGGCAGCGAUACCUCGGCGAGCGUACUGAUCUGGAGUAUGACGGAGCUGAUCCGAUCCCCGGCGGCGAUGGCCAAGGUGCAGGCCGAGGUGCGAGAGGCCUUCAAAGGGAAGAGCACAAUCACCGAGGACGACCUCGCCAGGGCCGAGCUUAGCUACUUCAAGCUUGUGAUCAAGGAAACCCUCAGGCUGCACACUCAUCUCCCAUGCCUUAUCCCACGCCAAUGUCGCGAGACAUGCCAGGUCAUGGGCUACGACAUCCCCAAGGGCACAUCAGUGCUCGUUAACGUGUGGGCGAUUUCCAGGGACCCCAAGUACUGGGAUGACCCCGAGGAGUUCAAGCCAGAGCGGUUUGAGAAGAACGACCUGGAUUACAAAGGGACAAACUAUGAGUACCUCCCAUUCGGUUCCGGUCGCCGAAUGUGCCCGGGCAUAAACCUCGGGCUGGCCAACAUCAACCUCGUACUGGUGAGCCUUCUGUACCACUUCGACUGGAAGCUGCCUGAUGGGAUGGAGCCUAAGGAUGUCGACGUAUGGGAGACUGUAGGGCUCAUCGCGAAUAAGAGAACCAGCCUGGUUUUGCACCCCGUCACUCGUAUUGCUCCUGCUAAUGCGUAAAUAAGGCGGACAUAAUAUAUAUACAGAGAGAGAGAGAUAUAUAUAUAUAGAUAAAGGUGCAUGAACUAGUAUGGCAUGAAUCAUGAUCGAUUGCGUGCUCUAAUGAUUAGUUGUGUGAGAAAUAAGUGCCAGACAUGGAUUCUAUAUGUAUAUCCAAGCACUGGACCGCUCUUGUUAAAUCUAUAAUCAGAUGAAGUAUAUAAACACUCUUUUGCCUUUUUGAA